AUGACAGAUAUAAAAACAAAAUUAGAGUCGGAUCUCAGAAGAGAGGAUAUCAAGUACUGGACUCCAUCGCAAGACGAUGGAAAAAAGAAAGACGACGAUGGAAGAAAGAAAGACGACGAUGGAAAAAAGAAAGACGACGAUGGAAAAAAGAAAGACGCAGAUGGAAAAAAGAAAGACGCAGAUGGAAAAAAGAAAGACGCAGAUGGAAAAAAGAAAGACAAGUGUGAUAUUUGCUGCGUAAAUAAGCCCGAGAAGACUUUCGUCAAACUUCAACAUGGAAUAAGUUGUCGUUCAAAAAUAAAGAUGUGCGUUGGUUGUCUGUGGAACUUGCGAUACAAUCCCGUCAAGUGCCACUCGUGUGAUCAAGAGAAAAUACAGUCCCCAGUUGGUGAUCGCUGGGGUGCCAUUCUCAUAGCGGGCACAGAUAAGAAGGAGGACAUAACAAAAAGAUUUGAAGACGAUAUAGAAAAGCUGAAAGAUAGAGUCAUUACAAAAGCAACUUUGAUGGGUGUAAGGGACAAUGUAGUCACAGUGAAGAAAUCUAAGAAAACGUACGGUGAACAAUUGAUGAAGGCAUUCAGCAAUUUUGAUACUUCAGAGAUCAACACGCUGGUAUUAGUUUAUUCAGGCCAUCAUGGGGAUGAAGGAUUUCAAUUAGACACUCAUACGCUGACGGACAGUGAGCUUGAGAAGAAAAUCAUCUGUCUUAAACAUGUGACGAAAGUUAUUUUAUUUCUAGAUUGCUGUCACCCAAAGAAGCUUAAUCUGGGCGAAAAAGCGGUAUUACAGUUUAAUGCCGUAACAAGCCAACAAAAAGCUAUCAGUGAACCAACAGGUAGCCAGUUUGUAAAUGACAUUGUCAAGGUAUUGACAAAUCCCUGGGAAUGUAGGUGUUGCGGAAAUACACCUUUAAUAAGAGAUUAUGACAUGCACAAGUAUUUCAACAAGCACCCUUACAAUGAGUCGAAAACACCGUCACAGCAAGCAUACACAGAAGGGGACAUUGACCACAUUCUUAUGUUUAGACCAGUUGACCCUAGAUGGUUGAACAAGUUGGAAGAAUCAUUAGAAAGCAGCCCAUUGCAAAGAUUGAGAAAUAAGCUAUUUGAUCAGUACAAAGAUACAAGUAUAAUGAGUGUUCGCUUUGACAUUGAUGAUGCACUUGAAAAAGUAUACGAAGAGCCUAAACUUACUUUAAGGGAAAAAAAAGAAAGAAAAGAGGUCAAAAGGCCUAUAAAAUUAAAUAACAUUUUUCAAGGCAAAGCGGGCACGAUGGCUAAAACGAUAUUUGUUGAAGGAGAGCCUGGCUCUGGAAAGUCCUCGCUAUGCAAGAAGAUCGUUCAUGAUUGGUGUGAAAUAAAACAGCGACUUGAGGGGCAGUCAACGGAUGAAUGGUGUAAAAUGUUAAGUCAGUUUGAAUUCGUAUUUUACGUUAUUCUCCGAGAGGCAAAGAAUGAAUGCAAUAUAACGAAUAUGAUAUUGAAAUAUAUUAUUGCCAGGAGCAAAUUAGAACAAGAAAGCGAAAAGAUAUUGCUUGAAGACAUUUUGGAAACCAACACCUGUCUACUAUUGCUUGAUGGUCUAGACGAAUGGCAGCAUCCUGAAAAGUGCACUCUGAGUGAGAAAACUCCCCAUGUUGAUACAAGUUGGAAGAAAUGUAUAUUAUGCAUCACAACUAGACCGUACAAACUGGCUCAGCUAAAAAUAGGCUGCUCUAAGAUUGAGAAUCACAUUUUGCUUGAAGGAGUCACGUAUCCUAAAAAACUUGUUGCGAAAAUAGUAUCUAGUUUGAACAACUUUCACGCCAAAGAAAAAUCAAGUGAUCAAUGCAUUGAUGACAUUCGCCAUAAAAAAAUGUGGCAUUUCAGUGAAUGUCCAAUCUUGUUAGCUCACAUCGUUUGGCUAUGGUACAAGGGAAAGCUUUUGGCAGAUAUAAACCUCUCUGUUCUUUACAGAACCAUGCUGGGUGAACGAUGGGAAGAAUUCUAUGUGAGGUGGCCAGCUAUGGGAUAUAAAAUCGAAUUCAAUGACGUCAUACGUGCCCUGAGCAAAAUAGCUUUUGAAAAGUUAUUUGCUGAAGAUGAAAAAAAGACAAUUGUUUUUGAAAUAAAUGAGCAGGAGAAGACGACCUUGAAAAAUCUAGAAGAGGCAUUGCUAAAGUCUGGCAUCAUAUCCUGUAAAAACGUUCAUGGUGAAUAUUCUGGGCUGUAUUACUUCUUUCACAAAUCAGUUCAAGAAUACCUAGCGGCGCUGUUUUUAUCGGAAUGCAUUGGGAAAUGUUGGCAUGAUCAUAAAAGGCCAAAUAGAGCUAGACAUGAGCGAUAA
Molecule: messenger RNA, 2325 nt
Organism: Mya arenaria
Lineage: Eukaryota; Metazoa; Mollusca; Bivalvia; Myida; Myidae
Exons: 7
Coding region: 1-2325 (774 amino acids)
Source: RefSeq, a predicted model, not a curated record